AUGAGAGUUGUUGCUGCCCGUCUGGGUAGCCUUGUGCAGAGGAGGGGGUUUGCGUCAACCGCCAGACGAUUAGAUCAUUAUGCUUUUGUUGGUCUGGGGCAGAUGGGCUACCAAAUGGCCAAGAACCUGCAGUCUAAGCUGAAGUCUACUGACAAGGUGUCCAUUUUCGACAUCAACCCGGAGGCCAUGAAGAGUCUGGAAAAGGACAUGAAGGCUGCGGCUAAUGGCGCAAAGGUUGAGCUUGCUCCCAGCGCGUGGGCUGCUUCCAAGGAGGCUGACACCGUCAUUACUGUUCUCCCUGAACCACAGCACGUGCAGGGCGUGUACAAGUCCAUCCUCACGGGCACGCUCCCCCAAAAGGACCGCGUAUUCAUCGACUGCUCAACAAUCGACCCCUCGACAUCUCGCGAGGUCGCCAAGUCCGUUUCCGACGCCGGCCAAGGCACGUUUGUCGACGCUCCCAUGUCAGGAGGAGUCGUGGGCGCCACGGCCGGCACCCUCACCUUCAUGCUCGGAGCCAAGGUCGAGAUGAUUCCCCGCGUCGAGCCCACGCUGCUACAAAUGGGCAAAAAGGUCCUUCACUGCGGCGAGCAAGGCGCUGGACUGUCCGCCAAACUCGCCAACAACUACCUCCUCGCUGUCAACAACAUUGCCACCGCUGAGGCCAUGAACCUCGGGAUGAAAUGGGGCCUGGAUCCAAAGAAGCUAGCUGGUGUCAUCAAUGUCAGCACUGGACGCUGCUGGCCCAGCGAGGUCAACAAUCCUGUCAAGGGCGUCGUUGAGACUGCUCCCGCGGGGCGAGAUUACAGCGGCGGCUUUGGAAUCUCCCUUAUGAAGAAGGAUCUGAGGCUGGCCAUGGUUGCUGCCAAGGAGGCGGGUGCGAAUAUGGCGCUGGCGGACACGGCGUUUGGUGUGUACCAGGCUGCUGAGAAGAAGGACGAUUGCAAGGGCCGCGACUUUUCGGUGGUGUAUAGAUAUCUUGGGGGGAAGGAGUGA
Molecule: messenger RNA, 996 nt
Organism: Pochonia chlamydosporia 170
Lineage: Eukaryota; Fungi; Ascomycota; Sordariomycetes; Hypocreales; Clavicipitaceae
Product: 3-hydroxyisobutyrate dehydrogenase G6G8.5
Exons: 3
Coding region: 1-996 (331 amino acids)
Biological process (GO): L-valine catabolic process
Cellular component (GO): mitochondrion
Molecular function (GO): NAD binding; NADP binding; 3-hydroxyisobutyrate dehydrogenase activity
Source: RefSeq, a predicted model, not a curated record